UGGAAAAAAGACUACACGUCGGAACGCUACGACUGGGAGUGCCGGGGUGGUACAGGCUGGCUACAAAUUAUACAGACAGGCCGAUUUGCGAGCGGGCACACUCCAGCGACACUGACGAUGAGGGUGAAAGAGAUCCUGAGAACGGCGCACCAGGCAUGGAGCCCCGCAGCACACCAUCCUACCUACCUGGCAACAGGUACAUCUGCCCAGCAGCUGGACGCGUCGUUCAGCACAAGUGCCGCCCUGGAGAUUUUCGAGAUGGAUUUUGCCGAUGCUUCCCAGGAGAUGAAGCUGAGGGGGUCCCUUUCCACCACUAACAGGUUCCACAGCCUUAUCUGGGUGAAUUACGGAAUGGGAACUGAGGGUUCGUCAGGGAGGCUCAUUGGAGGCAGUGAGAAUGGCGCGCUCACCCUGUACAGCCCAGAGGAAAUCCUGGCCUCUGGCGAGGCGGCAGUUGUGGGAGAGUCGUGCAAGCACACUGGCCCCGUGCGAGCGCUCGACUUCAACCCCUUUCAGAGUAAUCUCUUGGCUUCCGGGGCAAAUGACUCGGAGAUAUACAUCUGGGAUCUGAAUAAUUUCAGCAACCCAAUGACUCCUGGAACAAAGUCUCAGCCCCUGGAAGACAUCAGCGUGGUCGCCUGGAAUAGGCAGGUGCAGCACAUCCUGGCCUCCGCCAACCCCAGCGGCAAGGCGGUCGUGUGGGACCUGCGUAAGAACGAGCCCAUCAUUAAAAUCAGCGAUCACAGUAACCGGAUGCACUGCUCCGGCAUGCUGUGGCACCCGGAUGUGGCCACCCAGCUCGUCCUGGCUUCCGAGGACGACCGCCUGCCCGUCAUCCAAAUGUGGGAUCUGCGGUUCGCCACGUCGCCUCUGAAAGUCCUGGAGAAUCACACGAGGGGCGUCUUGUCCAUGUCUUGGAGCCAGGCGGACUCUGAGCUGCUCCUCAGCAGUGGGAAGGACAAUCGCAUCUUGUGCUGGAACCCCGGCACCGGGGAGGUCAUUUACGAGCUGCUGACGUCCAACCAGUGGUGCUUCGACAUCCAGUGGUGUCCCAGGAACCCGGCCCUGCUGUCGGCGGCGUCGUUCGACGGACGUGUGACCAUCUAUUCGGUGAUGGGGGGAACCCUGGAGGCCCAACAACAGCACAGUGUGGACAAGAUCUCCUCUUCAUUCGACGCCAUCGACCCCUUUGGGACGGGACAGUCUCUCCCUCCCCUGCAAGUGCCGCAGCCCGUGGCGCCGCCCACGGUGAUCCCACCUCUGAAGAAGCCCCCCAAGUGGGUGCGCAGGCCGGUGGGGGCCUCCUUUGCUUUUGGCGGGAAGCUUGUCACCUUCGAGAGCCCCAAGCCUCCUCAGCAGCCGGGCUCGCAGCCAAUCCCCAGGCAGGUGUUCGUCAGUCAGGUCACCACGGAGACGGAGUUCCUCCAGCGCUCCAAGGAGCUGCAGGCAGCUCUGCAAUCUGGAACCUUCUCCAGCUAUUGCCAGGCCAAGAUCCAUAACUCGUCCUCCGAAUCCGAGCAGGACAUCUGGAGGUUUCUCAAGGUCAACUUUGAAGAGGACGCCCGUGUCAAGUUUCUUAGACUUUUAGGCUUCAGCAAGGAGGAGCUCGAUCAAAAGAUCGGCGGCAGCCUGGGGAAGAACACCCAGCCGGAUGGGAUCGACGCCGGCGACCUGACGGAGAAGCUGCUCUCUGCCCAGAGGCAGGACGAAUCAAGUGCCGACACCCUGAACUCUUCCCCGCCCUCCGACUUCUUCAGCCACCUGCCCAAGAGCAAGCCGAACAUGCACAUCCCUGUCUCCUCGGAUACAGACGGACUAAUCAGCCAGGCGCUUCUCGUGGGGAAUUUUGAGGGGGCCGUGGACCUCUGCCUAAGUGACGGCCGCUACGCAGAGGCCAUCCUGCUGUCCAUCAGCGGUGGAGAGGAGCUGCUGAGGAAGACGCAACAGCGCUACCUCGACAAACAGAAGAGCAGCGUCUCUGUGCUGAUUUCCUCGGUGGUGAACCAGAAUUGGGGGGCCAUCGUUCAGGGCUGCCACCUGGACAGCUGGAAGGAAGCUCUGGCUGCCCUGCUGACGUACGCGCGGCCCGAGGAGUUCGCGGGGCUGUGCGACACCCUAGGGGUGCGUCUGGAGGACGAGGGCAUGGAGAAGCGCUGCCUGCAAGCCUGCCUGUGCUACAUCUGCUCAGGGAAUGUGGAGAAGCUGGUGGAGUGCUGGUCUCAUCAGAGAGACUGCUCGUCGCCCUUGGCAUUGGAGGACCUGGUUGAGAAGGUCAUGAUUUUGCGCAAGUCAAUCGAGCGCCUGCGCAGCGGAGAGGUGGUGUCAGCACACAGCCCGGCUCUGGCGGACAAGCUGACGCAAUACGCCGGCCUGCUGGCCUCACAAGGGAGCCUGGGCACCGCCAUGAGCUACCUGCCAGCCACCUCAGACCAGACCACCAUCCUGACGUUGAGGGACAGGCUGUUCCACGCCCAGGGGGAGUCGGCCGAGGGCCCGCAGCCACCCCUCCCUUACAGCCGGGUGCAGGUCGGGGGGGCCACCCGUGCUGUGCCAGGAUCCAAGGGCCAGCCACCUGUGCCGAGAAUGCAGCAGCCGGGCCAGUACCAGGCUGCUGUGGCCCCACAGAGGGAGGCGGGGCCUCCUCCUGCCCCCACGGUCUUCACUCCACAGGUACCUGCCUCCGAGGGGGGGCAUCUUCAGUACUACCCAGGCGCCGCACCCACCUCGCAACCCUCAGGACCCGGCCUUCCACGCCCGCCAUACCCCCUGCACCCCUCCAGUGUUCCAGGAUUUCCCCCAGUGCAGCCGUUCACCCCAAUGGCCGCUCCUCUGAUGGGACCAACCAGCUUCCCCCCCGGCCCCACUAUGCCAGCAGCCAGCCUUUCGGGCCCCGUGAUGCCCCCAGCAUCCCUCCCUGGAGGCAUGCCCAUGAUGCCCAGCCCCCGCAUGCCCCAGACAGCCUUCAUUCCCAGCUCUGUGCCUGCCGCUACUGCACAACCCGGCGCACCCCUUUUCCCAGGGGUCCCUCACAGCCAGGCCCCCCCACCGUCAUCAGCCUCAGCUGCCCCCUUCCAGCCCACGACCACCUGCUACCCGCAGGGUGGUCCCGGAGCACCGGGCGUGAAGCUACCCGCCGCGGCUGUCCCCCCUCCGCCCACAGGGUACUUUCCAUGGCUGGACCUCCGUUGCGAUGAUGAAGGCUCUCACGAGGGCUGGAAUGACCCCCCUGCGGUGCGAGGAGGUCCUAGAAAGAAAAAGCUGUCAGAGAACUACACCCCACCAGCUCCCAUCACGGCCCCUGUCAUGGGCUUCCCCGCCGAGGCCCCCCAGGCUCACGAGCACAUCCAGGCACCGCCGGGGGCCCCCCAGGAACCAAGCAUGCAGCUCCUGCAGCAGCUCCCAGCUGAGAGGGUGGAGCGGCGAGAGAUCCCCGCGGAGCACAUGGUCCUGAAGACUACAUUCGACGGACUGGUGCAGCGCUGCCAGAUGGCCGCAGCCGACCCGCAAACGAAACGGAAACUCGACGACGCGUCAAAGAGGCUGGAGUACCUGUAUGACAAGCUGAGGGAGCACACGCUGUCGCCCAGCAUCCUCGCCGGCCUCCACGAGCUGAGCCGCUGCAUCGAGAGUCACGACUACCAGCACGGCCUGGCCGUGCAUACGCAGAUCGUCAGCUGCAGCAACUUCAGCGAGAUUUCCGCCUUCAUGCCCAUCCUCAAAGUGGUGAUGACCAUCGCCAACAAGCUGGGCAUUUGAGACUGCCACCCCCACGGCAGCGAUUUCCCCCAAACUUUCUAAACGUGAAGUCUACGCUUUUGGAAUGUGCUUUGGUGCUUUACAUGAUGACAUGCUGCAGAUCCGUAAUAUUACUCGCGACGUUAUUUUAUGACUAACAUGUUGCGUGCAGUUCAAGGGCUUUUUUUUUCUUUCUAGAAGGGAAGAAUGUCAUGUCGAUCAUUGACAAGUGUUUGAUCUGUCUGCUAGUGAAUUUGUGGGGGGGGUGGUGAGGGUGUAGAGAAGUCUUACUGUCUUUUUUUCAGGAUAUCGAAGGUGAACAUUUCUGGGAAACGACACUAUCGAUGCAUCGUGUGACCUCUCGGUCACGAAAGAGAGGGGCAUUGUGGGAAAUCACUGAGAGACCUGGUCCUCACAGGCUGGUUCCCAUCUGAACUUGUGAAAGCAUUAAGUGUGUGUGGUGCGUGCGACGCACGCUCACCUCUGGGUCUCUGUGUUUACGAUCUGGAUGGUGGAAUGUCCCACAGCACAGAAUUGUCAAAUUAAAUCCCAAUAAACUAAAUUAACUUGACAUUUUUUAAAAAAAGAAAAAAAAAUCUCCAUUAUGUGUACAUCUACAAAAAUGUCUUCUGUCGUCAUCUGCUUGGAAAGGAAUACAGACUUGACUGAAUUUUUGUUGAGAUAUUUUUUAAGUCCUGCGUUUAGUUCGCUCAGUGCUGAUCCCCGAAGGUCUGUCGCCUUCAGUGUCGUUUUGAUAGAUGCUAACGUCUGUUAGCUUAAUCACCAGUUGCCAAUCAUCUCUGCAGACAGAUGCUGCUGUGUUGAACCUUGGAUCUUUGGCUGUUGGUUUUCUCACCCGACACUCCAUGACCAGUAUCACGUGCAGCUCAGUCUUUUCAUUACCACCGCACUGUGAUUAAAGUGCGAUUUUUCACUCUUUUUUUUAAUCACACCAUUGCUGGCAGAUCAUUAGAAGCAGUUUAACCAUGAGUCCGCUAAGGAGUUAAACGAAGACCUACACAAUACCGUGAGCCUUCUUGUAUGUGUUGGUUAUAUUUCAUGCAAAUCUGGGCUCUUCGUUCUGCACGAGUGAGAAGCGUAAUAGCAGAGGAGCUUUGCGUUUUAGCCGUUAAGCCAGUUCUUAUGUCACGUCGCUGCCCGGCCCAUUUCAUUAACGAGAAAGUCAUUUCAAAUUCUCGUUUGGUUGGCUCUCUGCCUGAACGCUAAUUAGAAUAUUACUUGGGAUUAGAAGUUUUGUAUGACAGCAGGGUGACGCAUUGCGGUAUCGUCUCAGCAUGCGCUCCCUUAUUUGGCCACUGCCGGUUCAAACCGACCCUCAUUUAAUUACUAGCGUUUCUCGAUCUUAAUGAAACGCUCAUUGGUAUUUUAUGGUACACAGUAUUGAGACCCCCAUCCCCACCCAUCAGUGAUGAGGUUAGGCAGCACCUGCUGUGCUGUGGGCAUGCAGACAUGUCACGAGUCUUACUGCUCAAGAAAAUCCACGUUUGGAUCGGUGCAUUUGCACGUGGUCCUGCUCAACCGGCCACGUUCCCUUUCUCGCACAAGUAUUCACAUGGUCGAUUUUAUUAUUUUUUUUUUGCCUGUGCUGUCAUGUGUUGUACAUUUAUUUUUCAUAUUAAAUACAGUAUUCCUAUUUA
This is a messenger RNA of Brienomyrus brachyistius, 5393 nucleotides long. It is a transcript of the gene sec31b, whose product is annotated as SEC31 homolog B, COPII coat complex component. Gene Ontology annotation, biological process: endoplasmic reticulum to Golgi vesicle-mediated transport; intracellular protein transport; COPII-coated vesicle cargo loading. NCBI's taxonomy places the organism in Eukaryota, Metazoa, Chordata, Actinopteri, Osteoglossiformes, Mormyridae. Gene Ontology annotation, cellular component: COPII vesicle coat; endoplasmic reticulum exit site. The transcript has 27 exons. Bases 118 to 3756 code for a protein of 1212 amino acids. The record is from RefSeq and is a predicted model, not a curated record. Gene Ontology annotation, molecular function: structural molecule activity; protein binding.